Haliaeetus leucocephalus (bald eagle) is the source of this 804-nucleotide messenger RNA. Its product is annotated as pancreatic alpha-amylase-like. The coding region runs from base 1 to 804 and encodes 267 amino acids. NCBI's taxonomy places the organism in Eukaryota, Metazoa, Chordata, Aves, Accipitriformes, Accipitridae. The transcript has 5 exons. The record is from RefSeq and is a predicted model, not a curated record. Gene Ontology annotation, biological process: carbohydrate metabolic process. Gene Ontology annotation, molecular function: alpha-amylase activity; cation binding.
AUGGGGCCUUACCCUCCUGGGCUGAUAGCAGUGUGUUUCAGUGACAAACGCAUGUCACUGGAAGCUGAAUUUUAUGCAGUGACAUGCUAUCACAUCAGUGGAACCCCACAGGGAAUGGUGAUCUGGAAGAGGAACUUUGUCAUCUUGCAGGUGUAUAAACUGCUAGUGGAGAGACCACAGCCUCAUACUGAAGGCAUCAUGCAAGUCCUUCUCCUGCUCGCAGCUAUAGGGUUUUGCUGGGCACAGUAUGACCCCAAUACUCAGGCUGGGAGGACGUCUAUUGUACAUCUCUUUGAAUGGCGCUGGGUGGAUAUUGCUCUUGAGUGUGAACGCUAUUUAGCGCCUAAUGGAUUUGGAGGCGUUCAGGUUUCACCUCCAAAUGAAAAUAUUGUCAUUACUAACCCGAACAGACCCUGGUGGGAGAGGUACCAGCCUGUCAGCUACAAGCUCUGUACUCGAUCAGGAAAUGAAAAUGAAUUCAGAGACAUGGUGACCAGAUGCAACAAUGUUGGAGUUCAUAUUUAUGUGGAUGCUGUUGUCAACCACAUGUGUGGGGCUGCAGGUGGCUCAGGCACGCAUUCUACUUGUGGAAGCUAUUUUGAUGCUGGGAACAGAGAUUUUCCAGCUGUGCCAUACUCUGGCUGGGAUUUCAAUGAUGGCAAAUGUCAAACUGGAAGUGGAGAAAUUGAAAAUUAUGGCGAUAUAUAUCAGAUGGAAUGUGUGGCAGUACUUUCUCAAGGUUACUGCUCUUCCUUUGGCCACUUUGUUACAAUAGACCAUGCUGUUUCUCAUUCUCAGUUCUGA